UAUGUCCCAUCUGUGGAGCAGGACCUAAAGCUUUCAUGCAAACAAAAGACGUAAACUCUGCACAUUUUAAGGCAAGGCCUGAUAAACUGAAGUAUGGCAUUAGGCCCGUUCAUGCUUGGAUAAGAACCUUGGAGUUUGUUCUUAAUGUGUCAUAUAGGAUUGAAGUAAAAAAAUGGCAAAUAAGAGAUGAAAAUGAUAAGAAAAUUAUUGAGGCCCGUAAAAAACUUAUUCAAAAACGGUUAUGGACGGAAAUGGGACUUCAUGUGAAUAGACCAAAGCAGAGCGGUAGCGGAAACAUGAAUGAUGGAAAUACUGCCAGAAGAGCUUUCUCAGAUGUUACGCUAUUUUCUUCAAUAUUAGGGUUUGACACCGACUUACUCCACAGUUUUCACAUGAUUUUGAUCGCCAUUUCUUGUGAAUACGAGAUUAGCGCCCUAAAGUCUAAGCAGUACUCGGAAAAGACAUAUUCGUUGUAUAUGGAAAAGUACCCGUGGUAUCCGAUGUCACCGACUCUACAUAAAAUUUUAAUACACGGUGCACAAAUCAUCGCAGCCUCUGUAGUGCCCCUAGGCUGUCUUGGUGAAAGUGCUUCAGAAUCCCGCAAUAAAUAUUAUAAGAGCGACAGGCGAUCUCAUGCUAGACAAAAUAGUAGAACUAAUAAUAUGGCCGACGUCUUCCAAAGAGCAGUGGAUUCCUCUGAUCCAUUCCUUUCAAGCAUAUCUUUAAAUAAGAGACAACAACAAAAUCAAAAGAAAAAAAUACCUAAAGAAGUUAUUGAACUUUUGAAAGCUCCAAACGUUGAACCGCAUUCCGACCAUUUAAAUACAUCAGAUUGCUCAACGGACGCCGACUCUGAUGCUGAUUCUUUAUGUGACAUUGUGCAGCCAUUUGAUGUUCAGUUGGAGGUAGAAGAAUGUUAAAUAUUAACAAAAAAUACGUAGAUAUAUGUACAUAUGUAUGUAUAUAAAAUUCGUAUGAAUAAAAUUGUUUGUGGUUCUUAUGAAUAAAAACUUCGAAAGUAUUUGCUUAU
Messenger RNA from Rhagoletis pomonella (apple maggot), 1030 nucleotides. RefSeq lists its product as uncharacterized. The record is from RefSeq and is a predicted model, not a curated record. The transcript has a single exon. Bases 36 to 920 code for a protein of 294 amino acids. Lineage: Eukaryota; Metazoa; Arthropoda; Insecta; Diptera; Tephritidae.